AUGGACAACGCACCGGUGAAGACAGAGCCCGAGGCUGUUGUCACCAUCGUCAAGGUGGAAGAGAGCAUCAACGACGAGACGAAGAGCAGUGUCGCAUUGCUUUCAGCGAGUAGCUGCAUGGUCUCCCCAUGCAACAUGCUCACGCGAUGCUGUGGAAAUCCGAACGCAGAUCCGACAAACUUAUUCGCCCCAUGGCGAUACUUAGUCCGGCCAUUCGAUGCAGUAGAUAUUGUUGCGGAGGUAGCAAAAAGGAAGGGAUUAUUUGACGAGAUCGAGGAGUGGGGCAGGAAGCGGCCCAGAUUCUGA
Molecule: messenger RNA, 306 nt
Organism: Suillus clintonianus
Lineage: Eukaryota; Fungi; Basidiomycota; Agaricomycetes; Boletales; Suillaceae
Exons: 2
Coding region: 1-306 (101 amino acids)
Source: RefSeq, a predicted model, not a curated record